This is a messenger RNA of Fomitopsis serialis, 2675 nucleotides long. Its product is annotated as SDA1-domain-containing protein. The coding region runs from base 31 to 2316 and encodes 761 amino acids. Gene Ontology annotation, biological process: ribosomal large subunit export from nucleus; ribosomal large subunit biogenesis. Lineage: Eukaryota; Fungi; Basidiomycota; Agaricomycetes; Polyporales; Fomitopsidaceae. The record is from RefSeq and is a predicted model, not a curated record. Gene Ontology annotation, cellular component: nucleolus. The transcript has 8 exons.
CUACCAUCCUGCUGCUUACCACCGCUCGACAUGGGUCGCGGAGUCCUGCUCACGUCCAAUCUCCCUCAGCUACAAAACCUGAUUAAACGUGAUCCAUCCGCGUACAAAGAGGAGUUCUUGCAGCAAUGGAAUCACUACAACAGUAUACGGCAGAUCUUCCUCAUAAACCCGGACGAGCAGGCUCAGCACUUUAGGGAAUUGGUAGUUUUCAUUGCUCAGGUGUCGCAAUGUUAUCCUAAAGAGACAUCCGAGUUUCCGUCUCACUUGUCUACGAUGCUCCUUGAAAACUACGGGACACUUUCGCCCGACACUCGAAAGUCUCUCGUACAAAACCUGGUCAUGCUUAGAAACAAGGAUGUCAUAACCUCCAUUGAACUCCUCAAAACCCUCUUCCCUCUCCUCCCGCGCACUACCUCGUCUACCCUCCGUGCCUUCAUCAGACGGACCAUCCUCUCUGACAUCCGAACCGCGAACCUUCGCACGAAGAAUCACAAACUCAACCGAGCCGUACAGGCGAUGCUCUUCGGCAUGGUAGAGCGCGGCAUGGACCAGGAGGUCGUCGGCGACAAGGGAAAGCUCCGCGCUGCCGCCGGUUCUUCUGCGCAGAACGCCUCCCAGAACGGUGGAGAAGCUAUGUGGGCUAUCGUUCUCACGAAGGAGUUGUGGAGGAAGGGCAUAUGGAAUGACACAAAGACGGUCUCUAUCGUCGCGCUUGGAUGCUUCCAUCCAGUCGUCAAGGUGCAGAGCGCGUCAUUGCAUUUCUUCCUUGGUAGCGACGAAGAGAGGGAGGACAGUGACGACGAGUCGGAAGAUGAGCCUAGCGUGAAAGGCUUAGUACACCGCAGAGAAAUCAACAAGAAGACCAGGAGUGGAGAUAAGAAAAUUAGGAAGACGAUAAAGUCCAUGAAGUCGAAACAAAAGAAGAAGGCGGACGCAAUAACAGUCAACUUCCCGGCUCUUCAGCUCCUCAACGACCCACAGACAUUCGGCGAGAAGCUCUAUGACAGCCUUAACCGCUACGACAAGCGGCUCUCCCUCGACCACAAAAUCCUCAUCAUGCAACUUCUCUCCCGCGUUAUGGGUGCGCACAAGCUCUGCGUGCUCGGCUUCUACACGUACAUCGUGAAGUACCUCACGUACCACCAGCUACGCAUCCCGUCGAUCCUCGUCGCACUCGCGCAAUCCGUCCACGACCUCACGCCGCCUGACGCUCUCACACCAGUGGUCCGGAAACUCGCACAAGAAUUCGUACACCCCGGCGUAGGCAGCGAGGUAAUCGCGGCAGGCUUGAACGCGAUUCGAGAGGUGUGUAGACGCCAGCCAUGGGCCAUGGAAGAAGAGUUGCUGGGCGACCUGGUCGAAUACCGGAAGAGCCGGGACAAGGCUGUGACUGCGGCCGCGCGUGGUCUGCUUCAGCUAUUCCGGGAAGUCAACCCUGGAAUGCUCAAACGGCGGCAGCGUGGCAAAGAAGCCAGCAUGAACAUCGCCGGCGGCAGUCAGCCAUUACCCUUUGGUCAUAGCACGGAUGCGGCGGUGGACAUCGAGGGCCUUGUGCUCCUCGAGGAUCAUCUCAAGAAGCUGCGUGAAGAGGAAGGCGCCGCGUCAGAUGCUGAGAACGAAGACGACGGGGCUGGCUGGGAUGGUUGGGACAUUGAGUCAGACUCGUCAGAAGAUUCAGAUGACUCUGGCGGGUGGAUCGACGUGGAGUCAGAAGGGGCUGAUGACCUUGACAUCAGCGAUAGCGAGGACGAAGCUGAUAAGAAGGAUGCAAAAGGCAAGAGCAAGGUCAAAGACAACGAUGAGGCCUCGAUCCCAGCUGAAGAGACCGCCGAGGCAAGAAUAUCAUUACUUGCCACCACUAAGAUCCUUACGCCUGCUGAUUUUGCACUGCUGAAUGAUCUUCGCAUAGAAGCAGCAACUAAGGCUGCCGAGAACGGCGGUGGUUCUUCAGCGAAACGGAAGCUCGCCACGCUGGAGGCCAACAAGAAGGCUAUGUCGCAGACAGGGAACAGCGCGGACACCUUCAUCUCCGAGGACGACAUUCUUGGGCCCCGCAAGAAGGCAAAGGCCGACUACGCCGAGCGCAUAGCCUCUAUUGAGAAGGGCCGAGAGGGGAGGGAGAAGUUCGGUUCUCUCAAAGGCAAGAAGAACAAGGCCGCGCCGAGCAGUUCUACGAACAGGGAGAAGGCAAGGAACAAGCCUAUCAUGAUGAUUCUUGCCAGCGGGGCGGUCAGAAGUAAGAAGAAAGCGUCGCUCAGGGAGAAGCAGCAAAAGCUCAGAGCGCACAUCGACCGGGCAAAGAAAGGUCAUCACUGAUUGUCGCCUCGGAUCCAAUACAUGUUCGUCAUUUGAACCAUGGGCACUCGGAGGACGGGGAAGAGACCGCGUCUCGCGUGAUGUGCUGUGUGCAAGAUUUAUCGUCUCCCAUUUUGUCAGCGCUCCAGCGUUCUCAUCGGCCUGUGAAGCGCGAAGGUGAGGCAUUCAUCCUAGAUCGUAUCAGCCCUUCGACGCGGACGCUCUGUGUGCAGUAAACCGCACCUGGGAAAUCGCCAAGGAGGUUUGCUUCAUGUGUUGUGCGUAUGGAUCAUUGAGGCCAUAGCAUUGGAUGUCACUGGAUGUCACUGGUACCGGUGAUUGAAAACUGGAUAUGACAGACUCACUGCGCGCUCCGUCGG